AUGACACAUAGAUACUGUUUUGAAGCGCUUGAUAGAAGCCUAAGGGAUAUUAUGAGAUCUUCCGAUAGGUCUGGAAAACCUUUUGGAGGUUUGGUGGUUGUUUUAGGAGGCGACUUUCGACAGAUACUUCCAGUGAUCCCUAAGGGAAGUCGGCAUGACAUCGUGCAUGCCUCUAUAAGUUCAUCUCAACUUUGGAAUUCGUGUCAAGUUCUCAAGUUAACUAAGAACAUGAGAUUACAGGCAAAUGCUUCUGGUUCGGAUGCAGAAGAAACCAAAGAAUUUGCAGAGUGGAUGCUUAAAAUAGGUGACGGUACAGCCGGAUAUAGUCUUGGUGAUGGAGAAUCUGUUGUGGCAUUAUCAGAAGAUAUCCUUAUACGCGAUGCAACAAAUCCUAUUGCAGCUAUAGUGGAUAAUACAUAUAAUGACGUCAUGAAUAAUGCUAUCUUGGCCCCCACCAAUGAGAUGGUUGAUACGAUCAAUAAUUACGUCAUGUCUCUGAUGUCUAGCAAGGAAAGGGUUUACCUAAGUUCAGACAAUAUUUGCAAAGAAGAUGGACAAGUGGACCUUGAUGAACAAGAAACCAAAUUGGAGUGUUGGAACGACGCAACUCACCUUAAUUGGUGGGGAAGAGGAAUUUCUGAGCUAAUGGGAAGAGAUGCGGAAGGCCGAUCCGGGGGCAUUAUUUGCGCCUGGAACAAAGAGGUUUUUACAGCUUCUAGUAAAUGGGAUAUUCCGGGAGCAGUGAUUAUCAAUGGCAAGUGGAUUUCAAGCAACUCCAACUACUGUUUCAUUAACAUUUAUGCGCCGUUGGUCCUCUCGGAGAAAAUUGUGCUGUGGGAUGCUCUCAGGACUAUUGCAAGGCAGAAUAGAAACUCGUGCCUCUGUAUGCUGGGUGACUUUAAUGCGAUUCGUAAGCCGGGAGAAAGAGUUAGGAGGGGUGAGAGUCAUAGUAACGUGGAUAUGAGAUUGUUUGAUGCUUUUAUUAGAGACAGUGAGUUGACUGAGAUCAUGACUCAGGGAAGGAAAUUUACCUGGUACCAAGCUAACGGGGGCUGCAAAAGCAGGCUCGACAGAAUGUUUGUUAACGACUGUUGGCUUAGAGAAUGGUCGAAUUCGUUUGGGCAAAUUCUUAAGAGAUCUAUCUCUGACCAUUGCCCGAUUGUUCUUUCUACUAAGAUGGCGGACUGGGACUCGAAGCCAUUCCGUUUUGUGAAUGCCUGGGUGUCACACCCGGACUUUUACCAAGUGGUUCAGAAGGUUUGGAAGGAGACGAAGGUCCCUGGUUGGGCUUGCUUUGUUUUCAAGGAAAAACUCAAAGCGGUGAAGUUAGCUUUGAAGGAUUGGAAUAAAAAUUCAUUUGGGAAUAUUGAGAACAAUAUCAAAACACUAAAAGAGGAACUUCAAAAGCUGGACAUCCUUGACGACGCUUUCGGUCUUGAAGAGCAGGAAAUCUCCAAGAGGAAUGAGAUCAGAGCCAAUAUUAUGCUUCAGUCAAAGAACAAGCAUAGUCUCCUACAACAAAAAGCGAAAGUUAGAUGGAUCAAAGAAGGGGACUUGAACUCGAAAUUUUAUCAUAAAGCCAUCGUUGGGAGGAGGAAGAAGAAUGAGAUCGCCGAUUUGAUGAUUGGUGAUCAGUGGUCUGAAGACCCUUCAGAAGUCAAGGCUGAAGUGUUGCAUUUCUUUGGGAAGUUCUUCAGAAAGAGGAAGAGGGUGCUACCGGUCAUUCCUCCAAACUUUGUAGCACGUCGGCUGUCUCCCGAAGAUAAAACGUGGAUCUCAAGACCUUUCUCGGAGGAAGAAAUCAAAGAAGCGAUAUGGAGCUGCGAUGGAAAUAAGAGCCCGGGUCCGGAUGGGUUCAACCUGAACUUUUGGAAAGUGUAUUGGGAGACGAUUAAAGAUGAUUUUCUCCAGGUCAUGAAGGAGUUUCAUGUGAACGGCAGAAUUCCCAAGGGGUGUAAUUCCUCAUUUAUCGUUCUUAUUCCAAAAAAGGAGGGAUGCAGUUCGCUGGGGGAUUUUCGGCCAAUUUCUUUGGUUGGCAGUUUGUAUAAAGUUAUAGCAAAGGUUUUGGCUGGCAGACUUAGUGCUGUGAUUGACUCAAUUAUCUCAGAAAAUCAGAGUGCGUUUUUUGGAGGGAGAUUUAUUCUUGAUGGAGUGGUUAUUUUAAACGAGGUCAUUGCUGAAGCAAAGAAAAGAGGGGUGGGAAGAUUAUUUUUUAAGAUUGACUUCGCUAAAGCUUAUGAUUCGGUUGAAUGGGACUACAUGGACCUGAUGUUAGAAAGAAUGAACUUUGAUCAAACUUGGAGGAAAUGGAUCAGGGGAUGUCUCUUGUCAGCAACAACAAAUGUGCUGUAUGCAGACGAUACAAUAUUCAUUUUGUCGGAUCAUGAAAGCAAUGCAGGAGCGGUAAAGUGCAUCUUGGAACUGUUUCAUCUGAUCUCGGGGCUUAGGGUUAAUUAUGAUAAAUGUUGUUUGAUGGGAAUUGGGAUUGAGGAUGAAAAACUGGAGCAGGCUGCGGCGGUUUUUCAAUGUGCAAUCGGUUCUUUACCUUUCAAGUAUCUUGGGGUCAAUGUUGGAGGUAAGCUUAAGAGUGUGAUCGACUGGAAUUACUUGGUUGAUAAAGUCAAGAAGAAAAUUGCCGGAUGGAACAACUUGAAUCUUUCGAUGGCUGGUAGAGUUACCUUGGUUAAGGCAGUCUUGCAAGCAAUACCAACCUAUCAGCUCUCCUUUGCUAUCAUUCCAAAGACAACGAAAUCUGAAGGGGGCCUUGGUUUUAAAAAUAUUGAAUGGUUUAAUCAUGUGUUGGUGGUUAAGUGGCUCUGGAGAUUUCUUGAAGGGGGUGGGAGAGGGAGGGGACCGAUUUGGACAAAAGUUAUUAGAUCAAUCUAUGGGGACUUAGUCUGGGGUGAGGCGGGGUUGAGGCUUUCGAGUUCUUCGAGAUUUAGGGGUGGCUGGUGGUCUAGAAUUGUCGAAAUGAGGGGGAAGAAUAUGGAUAAUUGGUUCUUGGGGAAUUGUAUGAGGAUCAUUGGAGAUGGCCAAGAGACUAAAUUCUGGUCUCAUAUUUGGGUUGGGAGAAAACCACUCAAGGAUGCAUUCCCAAGACUCUUUCAUCUUAGUGUGGACAAGGAAGUUAGUAUUAGAGAGUCGGGGAAUUGGGUUCAUGGAAGUUGGGAAUGGGACCUAAAAUGGAGAAGGGAGCUUCGGGAGAGAGAGGGGGAGGCUGUUACUGAUCUCCUUUCCAUGUUAGCUGUUUGCGCUCCAAGUGCAGGUAACAAAGAUAGAUGGAGUUGGAGUGCAGCGGCUUCGGGCGAGUUCACUACAAAAUCUGCCUAUGAUACUCUUAAGGCGAGUAAAAAUGCAACUCUUGCGCCACCAUCAAAUCUAAAGCAGUUAGCAAUGGUUUGGAACAGCAAAGCGCCCCACAAGGCAAUUAUGACGACAUGGAGGGUGAUUAGGAACAGAAUACCGACCUGUGACAACUUGAGAAAGAGGAAAGUUGACAUCGGAGAAGAGGAUUCCAAAUGCAAUGCAUGCAAGCUCCAUACAGAAUCGGUAAACCACUUUUUCCUGCAAUGUCCGAAGGCAGACGAGGUUUGGAAUGAGAUACAACUGUGGAUGGGAAUCAGCACAGUUAGAACUAAUUCGAUUGGUGAAUUCUUAUGCUCGUUUGUGGGUCUUGGUUCCGGGAAGAGGUUGGAUAAGUUGAUGAAGUCCCUGUGGGUUUGCUCCAUCUGGACAAUGUGGAAAAGAAGGAAUGAAAGUAGAUUCGAAGGAAAAGUUUGGGAUUCUCGGAGUACCAUUUCAGAGAUUAAGGUACGUUUGUGGUGCUGGAACAAGAUUUACGAGAUUGUAAACAAGGAGUUGAAUCUUUCCUCCUGGUGUGAAAAUAACUUGCUCACUGCUCUCGUGUAA
Salvia miltiorrhiza (redroot sage) is the source of this 3909-nucleotide messenger RNA. RefSeq lists its product as uncharacterized. Bases 1 to 3909 code for a protein of 1302 amino acids. The record is from RefSeq and is a predicted model, not a curated record. Gene Ontology annotation, biological process: telomere maintenance; DNA repair. Gene Ontology annotation, molecular function: DNA helicase activity. NCBI's taxonomy places the organism in Eukaryota, Viridiplantae, Streptophyta, Magnoliopsida, Lamiales, Lamiaceae. The transcript is spliced from 5 exons.